This is a messenger RNA of Lingula anatina, 615 nucleotides long. Its product is annotated as ryncolin-1-like. The record is from RefSeq and is a predicted model, not a curated record. NCBI's taxonomy places the organism in Eukaryota, Metazoa, Brachiopoda, Lingulata, Lingulida, Lingulidae.
GUAAAUACCAGUGGGAUCUACAGCAUUAUUCCUGUGAACAGCCCUGAUUUCUUUGACGUGUACUGUGAUAUGGUCACUGAUGGAGGAGGAUGGACGUUGUUUCAGAAGCGCAUGGACGGCUCUGUUGACUUCUAUAGUAAUUGGACUGCGUACAAAAACGGCUUUGGAAAUCUAAGUGGAGAACUUUGGUUAGGUAACGACAAGAUCCAUCUCCUGACUGAACAAGACAGCUAUGAGCUGCGUGUGGAUAUGGAGGACGCGGACGGUAUCUGGGCGUACGCACACUACGGCCAUUUUGCUGUCUCAUCAGAGUCGGCCAACUAUCGAUUAACUGUUGGAACAUAUUCUGGAACUGCAGGUGAUUCGCUCAGGCGUCAGAACGGUUGUGCUUUCAGUACGUAUGACAGAGAUCAUGACACCUGGGACAACGGUAGCUGUGCUCGAAAAUACAAGGGGGCGUGGUGGUAUCAAAACUGUCACCAUUCGAACUUGAACGGCCUGUAUCACCUUGGUAACCACACGUCAUUCGCUGACGGGGUCAACUGGCACCACUUCAGAGGGCGUAACUAUUCUUUGAAAACAACGGAAAUGAAAAUCCGUCCUGGUCACUUUUAG